Messenger RNA from Lacerta agilis (Sand lizard), 3750 nucleotides. It is a transcript of the gene TAF8, whose product is annotated as TATA-box binding protein associated factor 8. The record is from RefSeq and is a predicted model, not a curated record. Gene Ontology annotation, biological process: transcription initiation at RNA polymerase II promoter. Gene Ontology annotation, molecular function: protein heterodimerization activity. NCBI's taxonomy places the organism in Eukaryota, Metazoa, Chordata, Lepidosauria, Squamata, Lacertidae. Gene Ontology annotation, cellular component: transcription factor TFIID complex.
AUGCGCGCAUCCUCCCAUGGAUCCAAGAUGGCGGACACGGGGACCGGCGGCUCUAGUAGCUCGGGCACGCGGUCAGGUAGCAAACACUCUUCAACCCCGGCAGAUAACUACUAUUUGGCUCGAAGGAGGACCCUUCAAGUGGUGGUUAGUUCAUUGCUGACAGAGGCUGGGUUUGAGAGCUCUGAGAAGGCUGCUGUGGAAACCAUGACAGAGAUGCUCCAGAGCUACAUUUCAGAAAUUGGGAGGAGUGCCAAAUCUUUCUGUGAACAUACUGCGAGGACUCAGCCAACCCUUUCAGAUAUUGUCGUCACCUUAGCUUCUUUGCUUUCUUCUGUUUCAGGCUUUAAUGUGGAAACGCUCCCUGCAUACGCCAAACGGUCCCAGCGGAUGGUGAUCACUGCCCCACCUGUAACAAAUCAGCCCGUGACUCCAAAAGCCCUGACAGCCGGACAGAACAAGCCUCACCCAUCCCACAUCCCUGGUCACUUCCCAGAGGUUCCGGAUCCUCACACUUACAUCAAGACACCAACGUACCGGGAGCCUGUGUCGGAUUAUCAGACGCGGGAAAAGGCUGCUUCCCAGAGACGGGAUGUUGAAAGAGCUCUGACACGCUUCAUGGCAAAGACAGGAGAGACACAAAGUCUUUUCAAGGAUGAUGUCAGCACCUUCCCUUUGAUAGCUGCCAGGCCCUUUUCAAUACCCUACCUGACAGCUCUGCUUCCUUCUGAAUUGGAGAUGCAGCAGAUGGAGGAGACGGAUUCAUCUGAACAAGAUGACCAGACAGACACAGAGAACCUCCCCUUGCACGUGAGCACGGAUGACCCGGGAGCUGAGAAGGAGAAUGCAUCGGUACUACAGCACAACACCUCGCUUUCUGGCAGCCGGAAUGGAGAUGAGAACUUGAUAGACAAUCCCUACCUUCGCCCAGUGAAGAAGCCCAAACCGCAGGAAGAAGUGAACUGUGGCAGAUGAUGGGUGGGAUAGGGAGGAAGCUUUUGGACCUCCUGUGGUCCUUGCAACUGCUGAGAUGUGGCAUGGGAAAGGCAGAAAGAUGCUGCGGUUGAGGGCCAAAUGGAAAAGCAGUCUCUCUGGUUCAGGUCCUUUUCUCCACAACAGUUUGUUAUAACUUAAGGUGAAGUCUGAAAUGCUCACCUAGAAACAUGGAAAUCCAUCUGUCUCUUCCAGGGAACAGCAUGCUGCAGAUUGCAGUACCUACAACAUCUCUUGCCAUCCUCAAGUGUACCUUCUUUUUGAGGACUGCAGACAGAUUAGCAGGAAAUGCAAAAUACUUCCUCACAUUUGCCAGGUCUCCUGGAACUUCAGAAGGAGAACCAUCUAUCAUUUCUAUCUGCUUGCCUUUCAUAUGUUGCUACUCAUCCUGGGAUUCAUGCCACAUCACCUUGCUAAAUAUGACAUGUUUGGAUGAGGGGUAGCCAAGGCAGCAGUUGGAUAUUCAGUUGUGCCUUUGCGAAAGACGAGGCUGUUCAGAACCACACAAUUUCUAAAGUCUCUGUGUGCUUGGAGCUGGGGGUUUGGUCUGAUCUUUUCUCUGGUUUGAAUUGUUGGGAGAGCUGAGCAGAGAAAUUUGAUGGUGGCAGAGCAAGAAGAGAAACACCCCAGCAGAUCUGCAAUGCUUGACAGCACAAGACAACUCACUUUUUUACAAGUGCAUGUUGAUUGCAGAUCUUGUUUUCACCUGGAUGAGAGAGCUCUUUGUUUAGAAUCUAAUUGCCUGCACAUUGGCUCCAAGUCUUAGAUUUAUAUUCUCCUUGGCAAUACAGCAGCAGUUUUUCUACCUUCCUUUUGUCCCCAAGUAAUGUUGGCAUAGGCUGUAUUCUGUCCGUGAUAAGAGGCAGGGAAAAAGAUGCCACCCAGAAUGCAAUUAUAAGCUGUCCACCCUGCUUGAUGUUGAUGGCUGGGGGUGUGUGUGUGUGUAUGGUUGUCUUUACUUCAGUCUCCCCAUCAGCAGAGAGAGGUGAGAAACUACUCUCUUCUCCCACACCUUCCACCCUGGCCAGCAUCCCUGGGUCUGGGAUGUAGCAGUAGAUUCACUGCAUCACUCCCUGACCCCAUCUUCAAGUGUCUCUGAGAUUUGUAUUACAUGCCUGUCAGUACACUUUCCUAAAAUAUUGUCAUUAUCUAACAUUGUCCAAGCCAUGGUUUGGAGAGUUGAGAAUAUGCUGCAGCUCUUGCUCUUAGUCCUACCCCCCUCAGGUGCCAAUUCCCUCUAUUUCUUUGUUUCCUCUAACCAUAGUUUGACAUGAUAUCUCAGUCAGGUAGACUGUGGUUAGCACUAACCUCCAAAACAUGAUUUGAAACUGUUGUUUGGAUGCACUCCUGGUUAGCUGUAGCAGUUGUUUGGAAGAUAGUCUUAAUUGGUUUGUGCUAGUUGGUCUCUUGUGAUAACUUGACUAUUCAAAUUUGCAUCAACCCACUUUAACCACAGCAACACUAAUAAGAAGGGCUUCCGAAAUGUGAUGCUGAACACGAACUGCAAAUUAUGCCAUGUAAAGCAGAAUUGUGCUGCAGCUUUGUAGCUUCAUAAUGGGCCCAUUUGGAAAUACUCGGAGCUCAAUUAAUAUCCUGUUAUGAUUUGUUUGCAACACCUUCUCUAGUGCAAGUGCAAAUUACAGCAGCUGCGCUCUAAAUCUCUAUACAUCUGCUCUGCUUUGCUCAUACCUGUGGAAAAGACUAGCUUAAUAGCACUAUCUCUUCAUCUACCCUGUAAGUAACCUGAUAACAAAAUCCUUUAGUUUCCUCUUCAUCUAUUCCUCUGCUGAUCUGCUGGGUAAUUCACUGCUCUUCUAGCACAUUAAGGGACAUUAGAAAGUCAUGGUGCCCUUUAAAUGUUUAGAGUUGCCCCAGAUGAUCAGCUAUUCAUCCGUUUUCCUCUUGGUCCCUUUUAGUUGUUGUUGGACUAGAGUGUCCACCAUCUGACCACUGGCUGUGCUGGCUGGGGCUGAUGGGAGUUGGAGUCCCAGCAGUAUGUGGAGGGCUCCCCAUGCCUCUGUAGGUACAGAGUCAGUGAAAGGAAGGCUUCAGCAUUUAAGAACUGGUUGAUGUGGAAGGGAAAUAAACUUAGCAGCGUUUCUUUUCAAAAUAUCCUAAAAACCUUGCACUUAUUAAACAGUGUAUUUUGCUAUAGCCUUCAUUCCGUAAUAUCCAUUGGUGAAAGAAGCAGUUUUUUAUUGACAUCUCAUUCCCUUUCCUUCAGUGUAGCCUGUGAGCCUAAAUGGAUUCACAGAUUUUGGCGAGUGCAACACGUUGCUGUCUGUUGGUGCUGUCAAUCUUUCUAUUGCUGGGAUGAACAAAUUUUGGUGCUCCAGAUAUUGGACCCCCAACAUCCAUCAGCCUUAUGGUCAGGAAUGAUGAGUGUUGUAGUCCAAAAACAUUGAGGACCACAGGUUAUAGAAGAUAAGCUGCAUUGCUUUCCCCUGCCAUUCCAAAAAAAGAAAGGGAAGGGAAAACAAGUCUUUCACAUAUCAAAUUAUUCUGUCCAUGGAGCUCUUGGGGUGGGGGUGGAACUGUUGUUAUCCAUUUUCAUUUGCCAAAAAACUCUUUCACUGUCAAUUCUGCUGAUAUACUUGUAUGUACAAAUGUAAAUAAAGACAGUUGUAUAUUUCUACAUUUAUAUAUUUUUGGUCACUGGUUAGGUUUUUGGGCAAUUUAAAAUGUUAGCCAAAUGUAGACAAAUAGUGAAAAUAGUUUAUUUUUUCAGUUCAUAAUAAAAUGGUGCCUGCAUAAGCCAAA